UGAAGUGGUGCACGCCCUGGUGCAGGCCGUACAUCCCGUUCUGGUGCUGCGGGGGGGCACCGUGAGCCGGGGACACCGUGAGCCGGGGACACCGUGAGCCGGGGCACCGUGAGCCGGGGGCACCGUGAGCCGGGGCACCGUGAGCCGGGGGCACCGUGAGCCGGGGCACCGUGAGCCGGGGGCACCGUGAGCCGGGGACACCGUGAGCCGGGGCACCGUGAGCCGGGGCACCGUGAGCCGGGGACACCGUGAGCCGGGGCACCGUGAGCCGGGGGCACCGUGAGCCGGGGCACCGUGAGCCGGGGACACCGUGAGCCGGGGGCACCGUGAGCCGGGGACACCGUGAGCCGGGGACACCGUGAGCCGGGGGCACCGUGAGCCCGGGGUGGGGGGCCUGACAGCUCAUCACCCCGGCCCCUCACGGCUGUUUAGCCUUCGGGGCCAGCACUCUCACUCCCCACCGCCAUGGUGCAUCAGCAGGAAAUGUGAGACGGGGAGGAGGUGCACCAAGCCCGGUGGCUUUCGCCGUCUCCUCUGCUCGCCGGGACUGCCCUGCUCCCCUGUGUGAGCACACCCCGUGGGGGAAGGGCCAGCGCAGGCCUGCUAACCGGCUGCUCUAUGGUGUAAACUCAUGGCUGUAACCACUCCGACCAGGAAGAUGCCAGCUGAUGGCAAAAGGCUCCCCCCUCAGAGGCCCGCCCACAGCGGCCUGUUGGCAGCCGGAGUGUCUGCUCAGGCCACAGGCCCCUCUAUGGAGACUCCUCCUCACGGCCUCGCCUCGGGACCACAGCGUGCACCUGCUCACCAGAGGAAGCCAUGUGGGGAGUGGGGCAUGGGAGGCAUGGCGUCUGGGAAGAGAAUGGAGCCAGCCAUGCCCUGGUCCCCCCGCCCGGCCCCGAGGGCCUGCAGCUGCCCCCCUGCCGCCCUGCGGAGGUGGCUGCCCCUCCUGGCCUGGAUGCCCCACUACUCCACGCAGUGGCUGAGGAUGGACCUCAUCGCGGGGCUCUCGGUGGCGCUCACUGUCAUCCCCCAGGCGCUGGCCUACGCGGAGGUGGCUGGACUCCCUCCCCAGUAUGGCCUCUACUCUGCCUUCGUGGGGUGCUUCGUGUACUUCUUCCUGGGCACCUCCCGCGACGUGACUCUGGGCCCCACGGCCGUCAUGUCCCUCCUGGUCUCCUCCUACACCUUCCGUGAGCCUGCCUACGCCGUGCUGCUCGCCUUCCUGUCCGGCUGCGUCCAGCUAGCCAUGCGGUUCCUGUGCCUGGGGUUCCUGCUGGACUUCAUCUCCUGCCCCGUCAUCAAAGGUUUCACCUCCGCCGCUGCCAUCACCAUUGGUGUCGGGCAGAUCAAGAACCUGCUGGGACUGCAGCGCGUCCCCAGACAGUUCUUCCUGCAGCUGUACCACACCUUCCGCAGCCUCGGGGAGACCAGGGUGGGCGAUGCUGUGCUGGGGCUGGUCUGCCUGCUGCUGCUGCUGCUGCUGCGGCUGAUGCGGGCCCACGCGCCCCCCGUGCACCCCGACACGCCCCCCGGAGUGAGGCUCAGCCUCGGGCUGGUCUGGACGGCCACGACCGCCCGCAAUGCCCUGGUGGUCUCCGGCGCCGCCCUGAUGGCCUACUCCUGCGACGUGGCCGGGCACCGGCCCUUCGUCCUCACUGGGGAGGUGGUGCAGGGGCUCCCUGCGGUGCAGGCCCCCCCCUUCUCAGUGACCACGGCCAACGGGACGGUCUCCUUCACCCAGAUGGUCCAGGACAUGGGGGCCGGGCUGGCCGUGGUGCCGCUGAUGGGGCUGCUGGAGAGCAUCGCCGUGGCCAAGGCCUUCGCGUCUCAGAAUAACUACCGCAUCGACGCCAACCAGGAGCUGCUGUCCAUCGGCCUGACCAACGUUCUGGGCUCCUUCUUCUCUUCCUUCCCGGUCACCGGCAGCUUCGGACGGACGGCCGUGAAUGCCCAGUCGGGGGUGUGCACCCCUGCGGGGGGCCUGGUGACAGGGGUUCUGGUGCUGCUGUCGCUGGGCUACCUGACCUCGCUCUUCUACUACAUCCCCAAGGCCGCGCUGGCGGCCGUCAUCAUCAUGGCCGUGGCCCCGCUGCUGGACACCGGGAUUGCCUGCACGCUGUGGCGCGUGAGGAGGCUGGACCUGCUGCCCCUGAGCGUGACCUUCCUGCUCUGCUUCUGGGAGGUGCAGUACGGCGUCCUGGCGGGCACGCUGGUGUCCCUGCUGGUCCUCCUGCGCUCCGUGGCCAGGCCCGGCGUGCAGGUGUCUGAGUGGCCGGUGCUGGUGGUGCAGCCGGCUGGCGGCCUGCACUUCCCCGCUGUUGAGGCCCUGCGCGAGGCCGUGACGAGCCGGGCCCUGGGAGUGUCCCCACCGCGCUGCGCGGUCCUGGAGUGCAGCCACAUCUGCAGCCUCGACUACACGGUGGUGCUGGGGCUCCGGGAGCUGCUGGAGGACUUCCGGCGGCAGGGCCUCACCCUCGCCCUCGUCGGCCUGCAGGAGCCCGUGCUCCAUGUCCUGCUGUCCGCUGACCUGAAUUUCCAGCACUUCCCCAGCCUGGAGGAGGCAGAGAAAUACCUGAGUCAGGAGCCGGGCACCCAGCCCCACAGCUUCAGCGACGACCCUGUCCCGGAGCCCUCGCUGCCCUGCUGAAGGCCGGAGCGCCCGAGGGCAGGGCGGCCGAAGGUUCUCCUGCGAGGCCGGACGCUGCGCUGGCCGGAGGGUCUGCGGAAGCUGCAGCGGGACCCGGAGGAAGGACAUGGCCCCACUGGUUCCCCCCGGGACGAUGGAAGCUUGCCCUCCUGCCGACCUGGGGCAGAGCCCUUGUUUGGAGAGAGACUUCUAGAAAGACAGACCCCAGGCUGUCAGCCUGGGCCAGGAAGGGUCCCCGCAGCCCAGCCCCUUCCUGGCUUGGGGGGCGGGUGGGGCGCAUCUGCCGGGGGUGCUGUUCCCCGCCCCCCUUCGGCCCCGGCCCCCUGCCGUUCUGGGAGGAACAAAGUGUGCCAAUGGCCUCGUGUCUGCUGAAGGGCGGUGAGGCUGCACAGUGAAUUUUCACUGUAGUUGUUAAUCCUCAUGGGAAGGUAUUUUUCCAUUGAUUUUUAGAGCAAGCGGAAGGGAAGGGGAGAGGCAGAGAAACAUCGCUGGGUGCCUUCCACGCGCACCCCGACCGGGGCCGGGGAUGAGCCUGCAACCCAGCUGCGCUCCUUCACUGGAGUCCAGCCGGGACCCUUCUGUCCACGGGCCGACACUGUCCGCGGGGCCAAACCAGCCCGGGCACGUUUGCGCGUUUGUUUUUUAAUUAAAAAAAGUAAUAACCUUCA
Molecule: messenger RNA, 3315 nt
Organism: Myotis myotis
Lineage: Eukaryota; Metazoa; Chordata; Mammalia; Chiroptera; Vespertilionidae
Gene: SLC26A11
Product: solute carrier family 26 member 11
Exons: 17
Coding region: 632-2647 (671 amino acids)
Biological process (GO): transmembrane transport
Cellular component (GO): membrane
Molecular function (GO): secondary active sulfate transmembrane transporter activity
Source: RefSeq, a predicted model, not a curated record